UGAAAAGUGUGAGACAGUAGCGUUUCAUAAACAAAAUUCUACGACUAAUGAGAGCAGUAACACCGCUGCGCAUCAUUAUCAACGUUGUUAUUGUUCAUCGUCAAUUUAACAGACGCAAUAAAUAAACAAACUACGUAUUGUUUGCGUUCAGACGGUCAUUGGACAUUUAGUUCACACCAAACAGUAGUUGUUGUUCAAAGUGUUCAGUGCAAAAAUAAAUUUAACCAAAAGAAAAUUUUCAAAAAGUUUUAAAAAAGAUGUUUGAUAAAAAUUCUUGGCAAUUGGAGGAUAUCACGUUUGUCUUAAACGAAUAUUCGGAAUUAUUACAAUGGGGUUACAAAGACGAGACAGUUCUUCAUUUUGGUUGCGGAUCUGGUUUCAUUACUGGUAAAUUUUUGCUGCCGCAUUUGCCAUCGAAAGUUCAAGUCGUCGGAGUUGAAGAAGAUGAUAAUCUGGUGCAGUUUGCUAAAAAGUAUCACGAACACGAUAAAGUGGAGUAUCGCAAGUUGAAAGAAAUACAAGAUUGUGUUUUUGAUCAUAUUUUAUCGUUUUAUUAUUUUGAUGAAAGUCUUGAUGAAUUGAAAUUAUUCAGCAAACUGAAUGACCACUUAACUAAAAAUGGUGAUUUGUUGAUGAUUUUAUUAAACGAGCAUUCAGUAUUGUCCAUUUUGAAUACAUUGGAACAAAAUGAGAAAUAUAGUGGAAAGUUUGGUAAAGCUAAAAUUAAAUCAAUGAAUAUUUCGCAAAACACAUUAGUAGAGGCCUUGGCUGAUGCGAAUUUUACUGACAUAAUAUGCAAAUGCUAUGAACGUUAUCACAUAUUCCCUAGUAAAGGUGUACUCAAAACUUUCCUAAAAAGUAAUCUCUUGGAUAUAAAAAUUAAGGAAAGUGAAUUUGAUAACCUUAUCACUGAUUUUAUGACGUCCAUGGAUGAUCGCAUUGAUGUAAGGCGAAUAGGACGCAAUGGAAGUGGUAUCGCUCUGCCUUAUACACUAACCUUCUUGUAUGGCAGGAAGAUGAAGUUGAUAUAAACAAUUAACAAAUUUAACAACAAAUAAAAAAAAAGUCCUCCCCGGCGGGGAAUCGAACCCCGGUCUCCCGCGUGACAGGCGGGGAUACUGACCACUAUACUACCGAGGACUUAUUUCUUAUGUGUAAUUUCAUGGCCUUUCCCCCCACUUUAUCACAAACAGUAGUUGCUAUUAUUAGAAAUUAUAUCAGUCUAUGCUAUUACACAAAAAUAUUGCUUUAUCAAAUUGAAUUUGUGGCUAUAUAUAACAUUAUAAUGAAACAUUGAUAAUAAUCGAUUAAUAUUAUAAUAUUUUAAUUUUAUUAAAAAAUUAUUUAAUAAAUGACAACGUUAACUUUC
Molecule: messenger RNA, 1369 nt
Organism: Dalotia coriaria
Lineage: Eukaryota; Metazoa; Arthropoda; Insecta; Coleoptera; Staphylinidae
Product: juvenile hormone acid O-methyltransferase-like
Exons: 3
Coding region: 258-1031 (257 amino acids)
Source: RefSeq, a predicted model, not a curated record